Messenger RNA from Neoarius graeffei (lesser salmon catfish), 2298 nucleotides. It is a transcript of the gene cngb3.2, whose product is annotated as cyclic nucleotide-gated cation channel beta-3. Gene Ontology annotation, molecular function: protein-containing complex binding; intracellularly cAMP-activated cation channel activity; cGMP binding. NCBI's taxonomy places the organism in Eukaryota, Metazoa, Chordata, Actinopteri, Siluriformes, Ariidae. Gene Ontology annotation, cellular component: plasma membrane; photoreceptor outer segment; intracellular cyclic nucleotide activated cation channel complex. Bases 1 to 2298 code for a protein of 765 amino acids. Gene Ontology annotation, biological process: monoatomic cation transmembrane transport. The record is from RefSeq and is a predicted model, not a curated record. The transcript is spliced from 20 exons.
AUGACAAAAGAAAGAAAGAAAGAAAGAAAGAAAGAAAGAAAGAAAGAAAGAAAGAAAGAACAACAGAAGCAGUUGGCCACUGACAUGUUGAACACACUCAAGAAGCUGAUCAGGGGCCCCACGCUAGCUCCUUCAUCAGCCACAACACCUGCUCCUACCCCAACACCAGCACCUACCACAGCUCCUGCACCACCUCCACCAACUCAGCCAGUUAAGGAUGAAAAGCCUGCAGUCAAAGAAAAUGAAGCCAAGAAAGAAAAAGAAACCCCUGCUCCAGCCCCAACACCUGCACCUGCUGCUGCGCCAGAACCAGAAGACAAACUCUCCAACCCUGUAAAAGUGCAGCUACAAGUUGAAGAGCAAGAAGUACAACCCUCUCUACCAUGUCCAAUUGUAAUAAACAAGUACUCUGAUGCACAACUUCGAAAUAUAAUCCACCAGAUGCAGCAACGUACACAAGUGUACAAAGAAAAACUCCUAGACCCCUAUGCAUCCUCACCUGAGCACAGCCCUCCAGUCACACCUGUUUUGAGAAAAAAGGAUUUCUUGAAAAAGCAAGAGGAAGAGAGGAUCAAAAAGGAGGAAGAGGAGGCAAAGAAAGCAGGAGCAAAAGCCGAGGUAAAGAAAGAAAAGAAGGAAGAAAAGAAAGAUAAAAUAAAAGAUGAGAAGAAAGAAGAGCCAGGACCAGCCAGUCAAUACUUUUCUAUUUGUCCAAAAGUCAAAUGCACCUGUAUAGACUCCAUGCUGAAACCUAUUGAAGAAAGAAUGGAUAAAGUUUUGGGCACAUCCAUAGAUCCAGUCACAGAUCGGCGGUACAUUACUUGGCUUAGCCUGGUGACUAUUGCCUUCAGCUACAACCUUUGCUUCAUACCAAUUCGUAUGGCCUUCCCCUAUCACACUCCUGGCUCAGUUCCUCUGUGGUUUACUGUAGAUGUCCUAGCUGACCUGAUCUACAUCAUUGACAUGAUCAUUUUCCAGCCAAGGCUGCAGUUCUGCAAGACUGGAGAUAUCAUUUAUGACCGAGAUGUUAUUAAGAAGAAUUACAGAGCAUCUUCAAAAUUUCAGAAUGCGCUACUAUCAAUCAUACCCCUGGACUUCUUGUAUGUUCCAUUUGGAUUCCAGUCCGUUUUCAGAAUUAAUCGCAUCAUGAGGUUUGAGGUUUUUUUUGAGUUCAGUGAUCGACUUGAGAGUAUCAUGACAAAGGCAUAUAUCUGGAGAGUAAUUCGCACCAUUGGGUAUCUCUUGUUUGCCCUUCAUAUCAACUCUUGCAUUUACUAUGUGGCAUCUGCCUACGAGGGCAUUGGUACAACCAAGUGGGUCUACAGCGGCCACGGAAAUGCGUAUUUGCGCUGUUACUAUUUUGCUGUGCGGACCCUGAUCAACAUUGGUGGACUACCUGAGCCUAAUACUGUUUUUGAGAUUAUAUUUCAGUUGGCAAACUAUUUUGUUGGUGUCUUUGUCUUCUCAAGUUUAAUCGGACAGAUGAGAGAUGUCAUUGGGGCUGCCACUGCUGGUCAGACAUACUUCCGUGCCUCUAUGGAUGCAUGUGUAGCCUAUAUGGUGUCAAAUCGUAUUCCAAAGCUGGUACAGCACAGAGUCCGUACAUGGUACAACUACACCUGGGACUCACAGGGUAUGCUGGAUGAGUCAGAGUUGCUGGAACAAAUGCCACUGGUAAUGAGAACGGCCAUCGCUGUGGACAUCAAUCUCACCACUUUCCAGAAGAUUGACCUGUUUAAGGGAUGUGAUAACCAGAUGCUUGUGGACAUGUUGCUGAGGCUGAAGUCUAUAGUGUAUCUGCCCGGAGAUUUUGUAUGUCAAAAGGGUGACAUUGGUAAAGAGAUGUAUAUCAUCAAAGCUGGAGGGGUGCAGGUUGUUGGUGGGCCUGACAACAAGAUAGUUUUUGUGACAUUGAAGGCAGGCUGUGUGUUUGGUGAAAUCAGUCUUCUGCAGUCUUCAGCGAAUGGAGGCAACAGGAGAACAGCUAAUGUGGUUGCUCAUGGAUUUGCUAACCUCUUUGUGCUGGAUAAGAAAGACCUCAAUGACAUCCUGGUUCACUACCCAGAAUCCCAGAAAGUUCUGGCCAGGAAAGGAAGGAAACUAAUGAAGGCCAAAGCUCCGGCUCCAGCCAAAGUAGAACAGGAGAAAAAGAAAGGACUGGAGCUGUUUGCACCCAAAUCUCCCACUCCUCAGCUGCUUCGGGCAUUUGGAAAGUUCAACAAAAAAACAUUUAUGGAAAAACUAAAGGUAGAAAACUCAACACAGUUUUUUAAGAAGUUAAAAGACGUCUGCAAAUGA